AUGCCUGAAAUGAAGGCUAACUUGAGAACUCAAAAGAGACUUGCCGCUUCUGUUGUCGGUGUUGGUAAGAGAAAGAUCUGGAUGGAUCCUUCCGAAUCCGCCGAAAUCGCUCAAGCCAACUCCAGAAAUGCUAUCAGAAAGUUGGUCAAGAACGGUACCAUCGUCAAGAAGCCAGUUAGAAUCCACUCUAGAUCCAGAACUAGAGCUAUGGCUGAAUCCAAGAGAAACGGUCGUCACACUGGUUACGGUAAGAGAAAGGGUACCAAGGAAGCCAGAUUGCCAUCCCAAGUCGUCUGGAUCAGAAGAUUACGUGUCUUGAGAAGAUUGUUGGCCAAGUACAGAGACGCUGGUAAGAUCGACAGACACUUGUACCACUCCUUGUACAAGGCUGCUAAGGGUAACACCUUCAAGCACAAGAGAGCUUUGGUUGAACACAUCAUCCAAGCUAAGGCUGAUGCUCAACGUGAAAAGGCUUUGAAGGAAGAAGCUGAAGCUAGAAGAUUGAAGAACAGAGCUGCUAGAGAAAGAAGAGCUCAAAGAGUUGCUGAAAAGAGAGACGCUUUGUUGAAGGAAGACGCUUAA
Kluyveromyces marxianus DMKU3-1042 is the source of this 582-nucleotide messenger RNA. RefSeq names its product 60S ribosomal protein eL19 (gene RPL19B). Gene Ontology annotation, biological process: translation. Gene Ontology annotation, molecular function: RNA binding; structural constituent of ribosome. Bases 1 to 582 code for a protein of 193 amino acids. The record is from RefSeq and is a predicted model, not a curated record. The transcript is spliced from 2 exons. Gene Ontology annotation, cellular component: ribosome; cytosolic large ribosomal subunit. NCBI's taxonomy places the organism in Eukaryota, Fungi, Ascomycota, Saccharomycetes, Saccharomycetales, Saccharomycetaceae.